Molecule: messenger RNA, 3284 nt
Organism: Vombatus ursinus (common wombat)
Lineage: Eukaryota; Metazoa; Chordata; Mammalia; Diprotodontia; Vombatidae
Gene: PTGFRN
Product: prostaglandin F2 receptor inhibitor
Exons: 9
Coding region: 355-2997 (880 amino acids)
Source: RefSeq, a predicted model, not a curated record
CUUUCGGGAAGCGGUCGGGGCUACACACUGUAGCCGCGGCCAGCCCUAGCGCCCGGCUCUCCGCCUGCUCCCAAAGAAAAGGAAGGAAGGAAGGAAGAGGUGAAAGAGAGAGAGAGAGAGAAGGAAUACACGGCCGCUCUUGCGCGCGAAUUGAAGGGUCUCGGUUGGGGAAGCCCUUCGGCGGGAGCAGGCGCAGGAGUGGAGUCAGCGCGGGGCGGGCGCGCCGCCCCCCUUCCCCCGGGUGCUGGAGCUCUGACUCCGGAGCUGCGGGAGCAAGAGGCAGAGGAGAAGGCGAGGCGAGGCGAGGAGGAGGAGGAGAAAGGGAAGGGGAGUUCCUCCGCGCCGCCAGCCAGCAUGGGCCACUCGGGGGAGAGGCCGCUGCUGCUGGCGCUCCUGACCCUCGCUGUUUGCCAGGGGCGCAUCGUGAAGAUCCCCACUGGGGGCCUUGUCCGAGUGGAGGGUACGGAGCUGGUCAUCCCCUGCAACGUCAGUGACUACGACGGCCCCAGCGAGCAGAACUUUGAUUGGAGCUUCUCGUCUUCUGGGACACAUUUUGUGGAGAUAGUGAGCACCUGGGAGGCGGCUUUCACGGCCCAGCCAUACAGGGAGCGGCUGCAGAGAGGGGAGAUCCAGCUGAGACGGAUCGGCAACGACGCUGUAGAGCUCCACAUUCAGAACCUCCAGGCCGCCGACCAAGGGCAGUACAAAUGUUCCACCCCCAGCACGGACGCCACCGUCCAGGGCAACUAUGAUGACACGGUGCAAGUGAGAGUGCUUGCUGACGCUCUGCAGGUGAGCGCAAAGUCCCAACCUGCUUCCUCCCUUCUCCUGAGGGACGGGGACUCGUUUGAACUCCACUGCUCAGCUUCUUCUGCCUCCUUGGAGCAUACGCAUCUCUCUGUGAUGUGGGAGCUUCACCGCGGCCCCGCCAGGCAGAAAAUCCUCUCCUUGACACACGAGAAUCGGUUCUAUCCUGGCCCACAGUAUGAAAGCCGCUACCAGAGUGGAGAUUUGCGUCUGGAUACCGCCGGGGAGAAUGUUUACCGAUUGUCUGUGUCUCGGGUGCUGCCGGUAGACCAGGGUACCUAUAGAUGUGUGGUCAGUGAGUGGAUUGGAGAGAAGGGUAAAUGGCAAGAAAUUCAAGAGAAAAGCGUGAAUGUUGCCACUGUGACCAUCCAGCCAACAGCCUUAAGAGCAACUGUCACCAAGAAUAAUGUGUCUGUGACUGAAGGGAAUGACGUGGACCUUACCUGCAGCAUCACCACUGACCAGAAGGAUGAUUUUCAGGCUGAGGUGACGUGGUACUUUAGCAAGGCACCUGACAGUUCUUUGCCUGAUGCACACAUCUUGGCAAGCAUGGACCACAAUGCUGUGGUGCACAGCCCAUUGACAGUUACCUUAAAUCGUGUGGAUAUACACUCAUACCGCCUGCUAGUACGAGACGCUAACAAAGAAAACUCUGGCUACUAUUUCUGCCAUGUGGCUCUCUGGGCACCUAGGCAUAACAGGACCUGGCAGAAAGUGGCUGAGAAGAUGUCUGAACCAGCUGGAGUGGAGGUCACCUUGCUGGAGCCACUGUUCGAGGUGCUGAUGAAUGCUUCUAGGGUCCCUGAGUAUCUGGAUGAUCCCACAGAGCUAGAGUGCCAGAUAGCAGACGUGAGGAAUGCAGAUGCCAACGUCCGCUUCGCUGUUUCUUGGUACUACAGGAUGGAUUCACGCAGUGAUGAAGUUGUGUCUGAUGAGCUACUUGCCACCAUGGAUGCAGACUGGACUCUGAGAAUUGGGGAGAAGAGUAGGCAGAGGGCACAGAAUGGGGAGAUUAUUUUCUCCAAGGAGGAUGGAGCCAGGUUCAGUUUUCGUAUUCAGAGGACUUUAGAGGGAGACAGAGGAAAUUACUAUUGUGUUGUGUCUGCAUGGACCAGACAGCACAACAAAAGCUGGAUGAAAAGCAAGGAAGUCGUAUCCAAGCCUGUCAACAUUUUUUGGGUUACAGAAGAUUCUGUGCUCCUCGUGAAGGCAAGGAAGGCAAAGCCUUUCUUUGCUGCAGGAAAUACUUUUGAGAUGACUUGUAAGGUUUCCUCCGAGCACAUAAAGACUCCUCGGUAUUCAGUCCUUGUCACAGCUGAGAAGCCUGCGGCAGACCCCUUCAGCGCCAACGAGACGAAGCACAUCAUCUCCUUAGACCAGGAUUCGGUGGUGAAGCUGGAGAAUUGGACUGACGAGGCCCGGGCUGAUGGAGUAGUGCUGGAAAAGGUCCAAGAAGAUGAAUUCCGCUAUCGAAUGUACCAGACUCAGGUGUCCGAUGCUGGGCUGUACCGCUGUGUGGUAACAGCCUGGUCCCCUGCAGGAGGCAACCUGUGGAGAGAAGCAGGGACCAGUUUAUCUAAUCCAAUUCAGAUAGACUUCCAAACCACAGGGCCCAUAUUUAACGUCUCAGUGCAUUCUGACACUCCAACAGUAUAUCGAGGCGAUCUGAUCAAACUGUUCUGCAUCAUCUCUCUGGAAGGAGCAGCCCUCGACCCAGAUGACAUGUCCUUUGAUGUAUCCUGGUUUGCUGUCCAUUCCUUUGCUUUGGACAAACCUGCUGUCCUUCUGUCUUCAUUGGAUCGGAAAGGAGUUGUGAACAAGGCCCGGAGAACCUGGAAGAGUGACCUGAGCCUGGAGAAGAUCAGUGUGAUGGAAUUCCUCCUACAGGUUCAUGGCUCUGAAGACCAAGAUUUUGGCAACUACUUUUGUGCUGUGAUACCAUGGAUCAAAUCAAUCACAGGGUCCUGGCAGCGAGAGACAGAGAUCAAAUCCAAGCCCAUCUUUGUAACUGUGAAGAUGGAUGUUCUGAAUGCCUUCAAGUAUCCCCUGCUAAUCGGCAUCAGCCUCUCCACCGUUAUUGGACUCAUCUCUUGCCUCAUAGGCUACUGCAGCUCUCACUGGUGCUGUAAGAAGGAGGUCCAGGAAACAAGACGAGAGCGAAGGCGCCUCAUGUCAAUGGAAAUGGACUAGGCUCGUGCCUGAGAAAGAAGGACUAUCUUUGUGGGAGAGAGAUGGGUGAGAAGAGGACAGUGACAUUUUAGAGUGAAGUGUUUUACACUAACAAAAGAAAAGUCCUCUCUAAUCUCAGGUGGGACUUCCAGCUCUCUCUUUUCUGCAUGUUAAGAACCGAGAGCACGGGACAUGUUUACCAGUACUGACCCCUCCAAGGGCACUUUCUAAAGGGACGCUCUGUUCUGGAUAUAUCAGUUGUUUCGUACAGUGUAUGUUUUCCCAAGUGGGGCUUUUUAAACAGUGAA